Molecule: messenger RNA, 1430 nt
Organism: Nelumbo nucifera (sacred lotus)
Lineage: Eukaryota; Viridiplantae; Streptophyta; Magnoliopsida; Proteales; Nelumbonaceae
Product: GDSL esterase/lipase At5g45960-like
Molecular function (GO): hydrolase activity, acting on ester bonds
Source: RefSeq, a predicted model, not a curated record
GCCACCCAACCUCCAACUAGAGAAGCUACGGAGAUCAAUAAAUGUAGGUCCAUCAACACAGCCAUCUUUACUGAUCGAGUUCAUUCCUGAAUUCAACUCAUCUCUCCAUCUUUUGAUGCCUUUGUCAGCAAAGGCCAAGAUGAGCUCUUCCUUUCCAUCUUUUCUUCUUCUUCUUUUUCUCUUUCUAACCGUUGUGUUAGUCACUACUUCGUCUGUAGCUCAAGCUCAAACCCAGUUGAAGAACAGGAGCUUGAAAUCUCCUUUCUCCGCCAUCUACGUGUUCGGGGACUCAACUGUGGAUCCUGGAAACAACAACUACAUAAAAACUCUUCUUAAGAGCAAUUUCACACCCUAUGGAAGGGAUUUUCCGAAUCACAAGCCGACUGGAAGGUUCACCAACGGGAGGCUUGCCACAGAUUUCAUUGCUUCAUAUCUGGGACUCAAAGAAUUCGUGCCACCUUACUUGGAUAAGACACUUAGUCUGCAGGAGUUGAUGACUGGAGUCAGUUUUGCCUCCGCCGGGUCCGGUUAUGACCCACUCACGUCGCAACUGGCGAGCGUAAUUGACAUAUCUAAGCAGCUCGACUACUUCAGAGAGUACAAGACAAGGCUAGAACAGGCAAUUGGAAAGAAGAAAACUGCUAAUAUCAUAGAAAAGUCUGGGGUUGUCAUCAGCUCUGGUUCUGACGAUUUCAUGUUCAAUUACUUUUUGGUCCCAAUUCGUCAACUGGAAUUCACUGUCGAUAGUUACCAGCAAUUCCUGAUACAAAAUCUCUGGCAGACAGUAGAGAGUUUAUGGAAGCUUGGAGUUCGAAAGAUUGCAGUGUCUGGACUUCCUCCACUGGGUUGCUUGCCUCUGGUUAUCACCCUUAACCCAAUCAAUACAAAUGAAAUCAUAGAACGAGGUUGCAUCGAGAAGUAUUCAUCUGCGGCAAGAGAUUACAAUCAGAAGCUCCAAGUUGAAUUGGCAACCAUGAAGAAACAUUACGCAAAAUUGGGGGGUCGAAUAGUCUAUGUGGACAUAUACCAGCCAUUGCUCCAAUUGAUCCAAGGACACAAACAGUUUGGUUUUAAGGAGUGGAGGAGAGGAUGCUGUGGAACAGGGCUGGUUGAAACAACGUUCUUGUGCAAUCUCAAGUCUCCAGUUUGCCCGGAUGCUUCUAAAUACAUCUUUUGGGAUUCUGUUCACCCAACGGAGAGAACAUACUUCCUCAUAUUCAACACCUUUAAUGCCACUAUUAAUACCCUCCUAAAUUAGCUCUCUUAUUCAAUCUUCCAACUUCUUCUUCAUUAUUGUCAUCUUAUGCUUUGUCACCACCUCUAUGAUCUAUCUGUGGCAGUCUUUUAACCCACAUAUGCUUUGUCAACAAGUUUUAAGUAUUUAGCCAUGUUUCCUCUUUUCACUGAAAACGGGUCUCUUUCGGUGUGUC